AUGGCGCACCACGAGUCUGAGGAUCACAGCUACCACCCCCAGGAUGCGCUCUCAGUAGCUAUGAAGGCCACUGCCCUGACGGGUGGCAUUGGUCUUGUUGGCUCUGCUGUCCAGAACACCCUGGCCAGGCAGAACGUUGGAGCGCUCGGCAUCUUCAUGCGCAGCGGUAGCACCAUCGGUGUCCUCGCCGCGAUGGGUGGUACCUACUCCUUCGUUAAGACCGCCUCGGCCAACCUGCGCGAGCAGGAAGACACCUUCAACACUGCCCUCGGUGGCUUUUUCUCCGGUGCUAUCCUCGGCCUUCGACUCCGCACCUUCCCCGCCGUCGUGGGUUACGGUGCCGCCCUGUCGACCUUCAUGACCGCCUUUGAAUACACCGGCGGCAGCCUCUUCGGAUCCAAGAAGGACCAGGACGUUGAUGAAUACGAUCGCCGCACAGCAUUGCGGAAGAACUUCCAGACCGCGGGCGAGCAGAGUGUCGCCGAGCUGGGCGAGGGGCGUGGUAUCUACGGCCCGAACUACGAGCAGCGCCGCGCAGAGCGGAUUAAGGAGGCGUACGGCAUCGAGGUUCCCACAUCUCCGGUCCCUGCAUCAUAA
This is a messenger RNA of Penicillium cinerascens, 597 nucleotides long. RefSeq names its product Tim17/Tim22/Tim23/Pmp24 family protein. Gene Ontology annotation, biological process: mitochondrial respiratory chain complex I assembly. Bases 1 to 597 code for a protein of 198 amino acids. NCBI's taxonomy places the organism in Eukaryota, Fungi, Ascomycota, Eurotiomycetes, Eurotiales, Aspergillaceae. The record is from RefSeq and is a predicted model, not a curated record. The transcript has 4 exons.